Molecule: messenger RNA, 2986 nt
Organism: Acanthochromis polyacanthus (spiny chromis)
Lineage: Eukaryota; Metazoa; Chordata; Actinopteri; Pomacentridae
Gene: dedd2
Product: death effector domain-containing 1
Exons: 6
Coding region: 644-1774 (376 amino acids)
Biological process (GO): extrinsic apoptotic signaling pathway via death domain receptors; apoptotic process; regulation of apoptotic process
Cellular component (GO): nucleolus
Molecular function (GO): DNA binding; protein binding
Source: RefSeq, a predicted model, not a curated record
UCAGGCUGCGGUCCAUAGCUGCGGUUCUUUGCUGUGGGAGAUCAUACACGGAAAAACAAAUACACGAGGAAGCUAGGUUACCACUUGUCAGUUUAUUUAUUUAUUGUUACAUAUCGUUUGCAAAUUGCAUUGGACGCUUCUUAAUAUGUUUAUAUUUUAUUUUAUAUGACCACGGGUUCAAUUAUUAAAUAGCUAAUUAAGCUGUCGUUAUUAUUAUUAUUAGUAUUAUACCAAAUAAUACCCGUAACCGCAAAUAUAUUCAAUGCAAACGAGGAUUUUUAACCCAAAGUGAGCGGCAUAUUUGAUAAGAACGGCAAACUAUAUCAUAUUUUGCAUUGCUUGUAAAUUUUAGUCUGGUUUUUCGCUAAUUAGCUGUUUUUUUCCCUCAGAGAAACGUGAGACGUUACGUAAUACGUCACUGUGGAAAUUUGCUUCAGCGGCGUCUGUUGGGCGUCUGAAAACACUCGUAUGUUUUGGUUAAAGCUGGGGUACGACGACAACAUACAAUCUUCACAGCUGACCCUUGUGUUACAUGUUUCAAUACAGCGUCGGACUGACGACCAAAAGAGAUAGGACUUGAAGCGUUGUUACCCAGAGGAGAGACUAACAGUCUGGCACAGGUGGAGAGAAGCAAACCCUAACCAUGGCUGCAGUGCAUCACCCAGACCACCCAUUCAGGGACCUACUUAACUGGGAUGAAACUGAGUGCCUGCACUACUACGGGAUGCUGUCUCUCCAUGAGGUCUUUGAAGUAGUUGGCUCUCAGCUGACAGAUACUGACAUCGACGUGCUGUCAUUCCUUCUGAAUGAAACCUGUUCUGCGCCACACCUUCUUGAUCCAGCGGGCUGGACGGUUGAGCCCUGCGAGGACGAUCUAGAUGAUUCAGGUGUGUCCCCAAGUCCGGAGCUGCUAAAGGCAUGGAGACGGUUAAAGCCUGAGGGAUCCAAGCGACCCUUAAUGGACUCCAAGCCUAAGAGUGGCCUUGAGUUGUUGCUACAGCUUGAAAGACAAGGGUACCUUAGUGACGGCAACCUGGAGCCACUACUGCAACUACUUAGAGUUCUCACCCGUCAUGAUCUGCUGCCUUUAGUGUCCCACAAGAAGAGAAGGACAGUGUCUCCAGAGAGAAUGGGACAAAGAUAUUCAGGAGAGAGAAGAAAGCUGUUGUGUGCCUCUGGAUUGCGACACAGCUGCAGACAGACGGAAGCACCUCUUUCAUCUUUCACACAGCAACUAAGAACUGGUGCUUACCCUCCAGUGGCUGGGCCAUCUGUUCGGAGGCGACAGAAGAAGAGAGGAAAUGGCUGGACCCGCAGGCCCAAGAAAACAAGUAGACAGAGCCAGUCAGUGCAUCCAACACCAGCACUGCAGAAAGUGUCCUGUGACAUCCGCCUACGUGUUCGGGCUGAAUACCUGGAGCAUGAGUCCGCACUCCGUGAUGGUGUCUCCUCAGACAAGCGGCAGCCACUGGAGCGGCAGUUUGAGUUGUUUAGUCAAGCCAACUCACUGCUCCGUGCAAGAGACUUGGGUUCUAUUGUCUGCGACAUCAAGUUUACAGAACUGGACAACCUCGAGGCCUUCUGGGGCGACUACCUGAGCGGAGCUCUGCUGGAGGCUCUGAAGGGAGUCUUCAUCACUGACUCUCUGCGGAUGGCAGCAGGCUCAGAGGGUGUCCGCUUAAUGAUCAGCGUGGACCAAGAUGACUAUGAGGAGGGCCGAAGGCUGCUGAAAGCUAGACAAAUGCCGUCAUCCCAUAAUGGUGCAACUGUUUAAGACACCAGGAUGAAACAGGACACAUGAAGAUUGUUCCUCUUAGUCUCAGUGAGAACAGAAGCAAGCCAGCUUGUGACAUGAGAUCAAGUGGUAAGCCUCUAAUGACACUAUUAGACUUUAAAUGAAUCACGUUAAGGCAACUGGGCUGCCACUGGAGAUAGAAAAUGUUACAUACUGAUGUCACCCACCCUCAACAGAGACACUGAUGCAGCCUUCACAAGCCAGUCAUUAAAUUCCUUAUUAAAUGUUUUUUGGGCAUUUUCCUGAAAUUUUGAAUGAACAGUUGCUGUUCUGAUUUAGACAUGACUUUUGAAGGACAUGAACCACUAUAUAAUCACUAAAUGGUGCUUCACUUGUGGGCACUAAUGGCCAAUCAGUUUGGAUUAAAAUCCCAGGACGUAAAAAAAAAGUUAAGUUAAAUAUGAAAACCAGCCAGAAUGUUCUCAACUACAGAAUGACCUUUGCGCGUAACUUCAGAGAGUGUAGACCGCACAUAUACAGCUUGAUAACACUGGAAUUCCAGCCCUGUGUACCACGAUAACCCAACUUGUGAUUGCCGUGGUCAGUGGAUAUGGCGGUUGCCAGUAGAUGACAGCAGUGAUUAGGGUUAGGUCUCAACAGACCAUGGAAGAUUCAUCAUCACAAGCUUGUCAACAGAAACCCGGAUAAUGCAAUGGUGGCUUGUGCCUGGACUUCCAGCUAGGCCUCAGCAAGUGCUUCUCUCAGCAAGUAAAGCACAGGACAGUGCGUCGGUCAAUAGAAGUGAUGUUGGGGAGAUCAAAAUCAAAGGUGCACAUCCCGGCUCCACUCAGCCCUGCUAUGUAGGCCCAGUAGAGUGGCUCACGGACAGCUGUCUACUCGCCCUGCUGGAACUAAUGCCUGGACUUCACUCAUAGAAGACGAUCAAUAAGGCCCCUCACUCUAAGUCCCUUCAUACAGGCAAGACUUAGGCAGGCAGACACUGUCUGAAGUGCAGGUCUCUGCAGGGCUGGGCAGAGAGUAACAAUCGACAGAUUUCCAUGUUUACUUUUGUGUGUUUUGGUCAAGGAAUUAAUAUAUAUUUGUCUUGUUCACUUUAAUGUAACUGAUUCAGAGGAACUUUUUGUUAAAUGAAAAUUUGCUUUUGAUAAAACAUUUUUUGUGGAAAUCUUUAUACAUUAGAAAUUAUUUCUGCUGAAUAAUAAAGAUUAAUACAAGUUUGGAUGGCCUAAA